UCGCUGCGUGGCUCGUGUCUCAUGUCCGUGUUUACAAGCGAAGCGUGACGUGGGAGCGGGGGGACUCGCAUGAAUACGUGCCCAGGCGCCGUCCGUUUCCGCUGCAACAUGUCCAAGAUGCUGUCCCUGAGAGCGUUCCUCAGCGAGAGGCUGGCGGCGGCAGCGGAGGAGAUCCUCGGAGCGGUGGAGAAGACGCUGUACGAGUACAAAGAGGAGAUUUCCCGUUCCAAAGAUUUGGAGAUCAGCCGCCUUAGGAUGCAGCUGAAGCUGCUCAAGUCAGACCCCCGGGCAGAUAGAUGUCUAGGAGCUCCGCUGCAGCAGCUCACCCAUCACCAUCCUCCUCCUCCUCCUCCUCCUCUUCAGCAGCACCAUCACCACCAUCAGUCCGUCCCUGCGGUGGAGGCGCCUGAGUCCCAGCACUGUGAGGAGGACGAGGGCAGCAGCAUGGACCAGGAGCACCCGGAGCCGUCUGAGGUCAAGAAGGAGCAGCAGAAGAGCCACAGAGACUUCUGGAUAAGUCACGACGACGAGCAGCUCGAAAGCCUCGAGUCGGACAUCAAGGACUUCAUCUCUUCUCCCUCCAGUCUGAAAGCCAGCGUGCAGGACCCCACCUUGCCCUUCCACCCCUAUCACAACAACAUCAUCAUCAACAACAGCGGCGAGGAGGGCAAAGAAAAACCCUACAGCUGCUCUGUGUGCGAGAAGCGCUUCAGCAACUGCUCCCACCUCGCUGCUCACAUCAGGACGCACACGGGCGAGAGGCCGUACAGGUGUGAAAUAUGCAGAAAGACCUUCAUCACGACGAGCGCUCUGAACCGACACCAGACCAUCCACACGGAGGGGAAACACUUUGUGUGUAACUACUGUGGCAAGUCCUUCAAAUGGAUGGAGUCUCUUGGCAGACACGUGAGAAGUGUUCACAAGAGGGAGAACGUGCCCGUAUGACACGCAUGCGGCUGCACAUUCACACUGUGCACGUGUCCAAUAGAUCAGAUGCGUUGUUAUUAUGUAUUCAUUAUCGUUCAUUUUAAUGAUCAAAUCACCCAACAGGUGCAAACAAAGAAUGUAAUAUCUGUUUAUCUGUGUGAAGUUGUGAAUUGUGUUGGUGAAUCUGUGCAUGGACCUUAUGAAGCCGUGUCUACAUAAACCCUAGAUAGUAAAUUAUGUGUAAAUAAAUUGUAGUUUUUUUAAAUCAAAUAUUGGUCAAUUUAUUCUUUCAGAAUAAAGUAUCAAUACACUAAACAUUUUGAUACUGUUUGAUUAUAUUCUGCUCUCUACCGCAGGAAUAUUAGCAAGGGGAAGUUGCACCAGUUCACCAGUAGGUGGCAGUCACAGGAUUUCAUUCAUAAUUUCUCAUCACUCUCCAGUAUUUGGCAGUAUUCAGGUCCUGCUGUCUCAUGUUCUGAGUGUGUACUUCACGACUGCGAGCUGAAGUUUUUUUUCAUCCAGUAGCCUUCUUACAAUCAAAAUAUUAUAAUCAAUAUGAACGUUGUUCACCUCAUGAAGUGUAUUUCCAUUGCCUGAAUAAGAACUGUAUAACUACCAGGUUAAAUGGAAACCAUUUCCAUGCCAAGGGAGAUAUCCAGGAUACUACCACA
Messenger RNA from Scophthalmus maximus (turbot), 1598 nucleotides. Its product is annotated as zinc finger protein 782-like. Bases 70 to 945 code for a protein of 291 amino acids. The transcript is spliced from 2 exons. Gene Ontology annotation, cellular component: nucleus. NCBI's taxonomy places the organism in Eukaryota, Metazoa, Chordata, Actinopteri, Pleuronectiformes, Scophthalmidae. The record is from RefSeq and is a predicted model, not a curated record.